AUGAGGUCGGGGAUUCCCGUUCUCGCAACCUCCUCCCAUCCUCCACACAAUACCCAAUCAACAUCACCACAUUACGGUGCUGCGCGCAGCUCAGUAUCUGCACCUCCGAGCAGAACUCGCGGUCACCCUGCGUGCUCGCGAGCUUAUGUUGCUUCACGGCCACCACUUGUCCGUCCCACAAAACCCCGUAGUGCACCGACCCGUACCCGCCCUCCGCCAAGAAAUUCCGAUCCGAAAACCCGUCCGUUGCCUGUUCGAGCUCGUGGUACGAAAAUACCCUCGGCGGAUUCCCAAACACGGGCGAUUUGUUGUGGCAUAUUGAACAGAGCGGCGGGGGGUCGUGGGGCCCGCCGCCCCUUCUUCUCAACGACAUUAUGUGCCUCAAGUUGUUGCGCGAGUCCGGGCUCGAGUAGGAUAUGCUCGUGGAGCGAGAGCUCGGGAUUUGACUGCCCGUGUAGUCAGAGUCCGUUUGGUCGAACUCGGAUUCUCGGGAAGAGUAGGAUGGUUGUAAGUUGA
Molecule: messenger RNA, 516 nt
Organism: Striga asiatica
Lineage: Eukaryota; Viridiplantae; Streptophyta; Magnoliopsida; Lamiales; Orobanchaceae
Source: the annotation of a GenBank genome assembly